AUGGCCAUUGAAGACAAUCUCCACCGAUUGUGCGAACAGAAUUACGUCGAAGGGCUCUUGGCAGCCUUUAUUACAGACAAGGAUGGCGUCGUCAUUUUGAAGUCUGCUCAACAGGAUGCACCCGAGAACAUUGUCGAUCCCACGUUUUUCACGUCAUUUACGAUAGCCAACAACCAGGCAUCCAAACUUGGGCUCAAGCAAAACCGAUACAUCAUGAGCAUGUACGAUCAAUAUCAGUUUGUACAAUACGACAGCAAUCCAUUGAUCAUUACGGUGGUUGGAGGUGCAGAUGCCAAUACGGGUUUCUUGAUCAACUUUGGACGUAAGCUAGUAGAAUUAGCAAAACCACUAGCGAGUGCUAUGCAAGAGAAAAUGUAA
Molecule: messenger RNA, 378 nt
Organism: Lichtheimia ornata
Lineage: Eukaryota; Fungi; Mucoromycota; Mucoromycetes; Mucorales; Lichtheimiaceae
Exons: 4
Coding region: 1-378 (125 amino acids)
Biological process (GO): cellular response to amino acid stimulus; positive regulation of TOR signaling
Cellular component (GO): Ragulator complex
Source: RefSeq, a predicted model, not a curated record